Manis javanica (Malayan pangolin) is the source of this 1643-nucleotide messenger RNA. The record is from RefSeq and is a predicted model, not a curated record. NCBI's taxonomy places the organism in Eukaryota, Metazoa, Chordata, Mammalia, Pholidota, Manidae.
AUGGGAUUUAGUUUUUCUAAAGAUCUCAGUGGUUCAAUAACAUCUCCUGAUGUCAAAUUAAACCUUGGUGGAGAUUUUAUCAAAGAAUCUACAGCUACUACUUUUCUGAGACAAAGAGGAUAUGGCUGGCUUUUGGAAGUUGAAGAUGAUGACCCUGAAGAUAACAAGCCACUCUUGGAGGAAUUGGAUAUCGAUCUAAAGGAUAUUUACUAUAAAAUCCGAUGUGUUUUGAUGCCAAUGCCAUCGCUUGGUUUUAAUAGACAAGUGGUGAGAGACAAUCCUGACUUUUGGGGUCCUCUGGCUGUUGUUCUUUUCUUUUCCAUGAUAUCAUUAUAUGGACAAUUUAGGGUGGUCUCAUGGAUUAUAACCAUUUGGAUAUUUGGUUCACUAACAAUUUUCUUACUGGCCAGAGUUCUUGGUGGAGAAGUUGCAUAUGGACAAGUUCUUGGAGUUAUAGGAUAUUCAUUACUUCCUCUCAUUGUAAUAGCCCCUGUAGUUCUGGUGGUUGGGUCAUUUGAAGUGGUCUCUACACUUAUAAAACUGUUUGGUGUGUUUUGGGCUGCCUACAGUGCUGCUUCAUUGUUAGUGGGUGAAGAAUUCAAGACCAAAAAGCCUCUCCUGAUUUAUCCAAUCUUUUUAUUAUACAUUUAUUUUUUGUCCUUAUAUACUGGGGUGUGAUCUAAGUCGUAUUUGAAUGGAAAGAGACAAUGUUACAUAUGUACGUAGGCUGGGAAUCUUUGAUGAGAAGACUGAAGAAAACCUGUUACUUGUAAAAUUUUAUGUGUUCCAGUUGUAAAGACAGGUUUCAGGUCUUUUUAAAACAAUAUUUUUUGUAUUUAAUUAAGCAAUUGCAGUUACCUGGAUUUUUUCGGUCAGAAUUCUAAGUUCUGUUUGAUUCUUCAUAUUCCAGUGAAUAAAAUAUAAAAGCAUUGUGUUUUUAAAAUUGUUUUGAUAUUCACCUAAAAACUUGUGCCAAAAGCACCUGGAAUGUUAAUUAUAUUUCACUUGAAGGAAAAAUAUGACAACAUCUUGAUAAUCUAAAAGUGCAAUUUUUUUUCUUUAAAGGGUUUUCUCCUGUAUCACAAAUCUUGUAGAUACAUAUUUAUACCUAUAUAUUUAUGAAAUAACUCUUAUUAGUCAUGAAAUAUAUUUCUGAAUAGCCUAAAAAUUGAGAUAUUGUCAAUCUGAUGCUUAAAGUUUAAUUUGGCCAUUAAUCUUUUUACUUAUAAAUUUAAAUUUGUUUUUAAAUUGUAUAUAAUUUUUAGAAUUUCAUAUAUGAUUCAGGUAUGUCCUUGUUAAGGAUUCUUAAAAAUAACAACUAAAACUAAUUUUAACAGUUGCUUGUAUAGAUUUGGUUUGUUUGGGUGUGCUUUUAAAAACCAUUUUUGAAUGUCUAAACAUCUGAUUUGAACUUCCUGUUUAUCUUUCUGACCAAAGGAGCAAGAGGUAUAAUGGAUAUGGCAUUCAUUAAUAUUGUCAAUAUGUAGAAAAACAGUAAUAUUUAUAGCAUCAGUAGAACUUUUCAAGUGGUACUCCUAAGUCAUAAGGCUGCUGGAAAGAGACCUUUAAAAUCUCGUGGCCCUGAACAAUAUUAUAUCAAGUAGAAAAAAAUAAAAUGCUUCCCAGCUGUGUGUUUUGUUUUA